AUGACUACCACCCAGAAACGCCAGAGGACUCCCGACAUCACGGCCGACGUGGGCGGGCAGAAGAACGUGGACCAGCUCCACAAGACCAGUCGCGAUUUCCGGAGCGACACAUUUACGAUGCCGACGGACGCGCAGCUCCAGCGGUCCAUGACGGCGUCGCGCGGCGACGACGUCUAUCUCGAGGACGCGGACACUGCGGCUCUGGAAGCGCGCAUCGCGCGCAUGUGCGGCAAGGAGGCGUGCAUGUUCGGUGCGAGUGGAACCAUGACGAACCAGCUCGCGAUCAGGACACACUUGAAGCAGCCGCCUCACUCUGUCAUCACCGACAACCGUGCGCACGUGCACAUGUUUGAGGCGGGUGGUAUUGCGCUCUUCUCUCAGGCGACAACGCAUGGUAUUGUCGCCGAGAACGGCAUCCACCUCACGGCCGAGGAUGUGCGCGGUGCUCUGCAGCUCGGCACCAACAUCCACAUUGCGCCGACAAAGCUUAUCUGUCUCGAGAACACUUUGUCGGGCAUUGUGUUCCCACAAGAAGAGAUUGUGGAGAUUAGCAAGUUGGCGCACGAGAAUGACAUUGCGAUGCACCUCGACGGAGCGCGGUUGUGGAAUGUCGCUGCCAAAGAGGUCGAAGAGCGCGGCCUCGACGCGACCAACCAAGACGACGUUACCACCGUCAUGACCGACCUGUUGCAACCAUUUGAUUCGGCGUCACUCUGCCUGUCCAAGGGGAUCGGAGCGCCGGUGGGUUCCGCCACUGUUGGGAGCAAGGACUUUAUCGACCGUUGCAAGUGGUUCCGUAAGGCAUUUGGUGGUGGUUGGCGCCAAGUCGGUGGUCUGGCCGCCAUGGCUGACCAUGGGCUCACCCACCAUUUCCCGCGGUUGGCCGAGACGCACGCCCUCGCCCGCCGCCUGGCGGACGGCCUCAAGGCGGCCGGAUUCGAGAUCUCUGCUCCUGUCGAUACCAACAUGGUGUUCUGGGAUGCGACGCCGCUCGGUCUCAAGACCAAAGACGUGAUCGAUGCCCUCGCAGCUCACCCCGACCCCAUUACGAUCGGGUCCAACCGCUGCGUGCUGCACCACCAGACGUCGCCGCAGGCUGUCGACGAUUUCAUCGCCGUUGUGACUCGCCUCGCGGAGGGCGUGCCUGUUGACAAGCGGUCGCCGCGCGAAGCCGGCACAGCGCGUAAGGGCAUCCAGGUGCUCACGCCUCCAUCCGACCCCGUGCAGGAGCUGCACCACAAGGAGCCGUCGCGUAAGCGCGUCAAGCUCGGGUACUAG
Messenger RNA from Cutaneotrichosporon cavernicola, 1278 nucleotides. RefSeq lists its product as uncharacterized. Gene Ontology annotation, cellular component: cytosol. The record is from RefSeq and is a predicted model, not a curated record. Gene Ontology annotation, molecular function: L-allo-threonine aldolase activity. Gene Ontology annotation, biological process: L-threonine catabolic process; glycine biosynthetic process. Bases 1 to 1278 code for a protein of 425 amino acids. The transcript is spliced from 2 exons. NCBI's taxonomy places the organism in Eukaryota, Fungi, Basidiomycota, Tremellomycetes, Trichosporonales, Trichosporonaceae.